UUCAAUCGAGUACAUAAAUAUUUUUCUCUCAAAGAGAUGGAAAAAGAAAAAUUUAUUUUACUGUGAAUUAUGAAGUGUUUUUUAGUAUUUAGCAGUACUGAAAAGAACUCAAUGUUGAUUAUAUUAUGGGAAUAAUGAACUGAUUCCGCGGUUUGGGCGCGUUGCCCUCAACAAUUACAACAAACUUUUGAAUGAAAUCUCACAAUAGCAAUUCCUGCGACUUGUCGCCCGCAGAUCCUAAAAAAUUGGAAAUUUGCCUUCGCCCUUUUAGUUUUCGGCAAUAGUCUAAGGGUAUCCUUUCAAGAAAAGUUAAUCUUAUGCUGAAAAAGUAUUUUUGUGAAACAUCGAAUCUUAUUAAAGUGUGGACAAUUCAUAAAACAUUUGGAAGUUGUUUGCUCACACACACACAUUUUUGACUCCCUUCUUUAAAUGGGAUGGGUACGUUGUCACGCCAAAGAAAAAAAAAAUAUACACUUGAAAAGAAUUGGAUUGGCAAAGGAAAAAGAAACGAGAAAAGGAGUUUACUUGGUGCAAUAUAAACAAGAGAUCUGUGUGUGAAAAGAAAUAUGUAUAUAUGUGUAUAUGAUUUAUUAACUAUCAUCAGAGAACCGAUUGGAACAGUUCACAGCGAAGAAAAAUUUGGUACAAUAUACGAAAAAAAAGAAUGCUAUAAUGAUCGCUAUUGUUUUUGGUGUUGCAAUUACAUUGUUUAUUUCCAAUUCGAAUUUUGAAUGAAAAGCAACAACAAACACAAUAUAAGUGUUUGAUCCCAAAUCGUGCUUGUCGUAUUAGUUAUCGAUGUAUCACCGUAUUACCAACACCAUCUAUCAUAACAACUGCCUGCCUCGCGGUUCUCAGUGCGUCCUGUCGCUGCCACAUGCUGCUUGGUGUUGGUUCCCUGUAUUUUAAAUUGAGUACAUCCACUUUUCUUCAAAGUACAAUACCACAUCUCGGAAAAAAUGUCACGAUUCGGACUUCGAAGUGCUUCAGAGAGCUUAAAAUUAUUAGAUGACAAACCAAAUCGCCGAAAAACGUGUAAUCCCGUUUCAAUAUCUAUGAAAAGAAACGCUUUGUCGAAAGAUAUAAAACAUGUUACAAAUAUUAAAGAGGAGAACAUUGUUGAUGAUAUCAAAAUCGAGAUUGAUGAUGGGGAUAAGGUUUCCGAGAUAGCAGAUGCACCACCGAGAGACAAUGUAAAUGAUGGCGACGACGAUGACGAUGAGGACGAUGAUGCUCCAGUUGAGGCUGGAAAUGGUGAUAUAUGUUUCAGGCAACAUAUAUCGCCAACUACCUCGUUUAAAGCCAGUUUAAUAUGUAGUUUACCCCUGGAGCGUAUACACGAUGUCUUACAAAAACUUAACCUCUCCAAUAACCCAAAGCAAAUAAACAACAAAGAUAUGGACGACAUUGACGAGUCUUUUGACAACGACGAUGAUGAGGAAGAGGACAACAAUUUAUCUAAACAGUCUACUUCAGCUGUGAAGAGCCUAUGUUUGUAUUGUGACAAGAAGUUUUCAUCGCAGAAAAUGCAGCUAAAACACGUGGAAAAGUUUCACUGUUUGCAACAAGAUCGUAGGUGCAGUGGACGAAAUUCGCAAAUGCAACAAACGCAGACACCAAAAAAACGGAAGAGCACAACAGGGUCGCAGAACUUUGUUGGCUGUUCAUAUUGUCCGAAAAAUAAAGGCCAGUCUCAGUCAGUCAUACUGCCCGCAUCGGAAUUGAAUGCUUUAUUUCUUCACCUAGCCGAUAGUCAUUCUGAUAAAUAUUUUGGUUGCAAAAUGUGUGUAUUACGGUUUCAGAAUGUUUCCAAACUUUCGAAGCAUAUGGAAGUUGUUCAUAAAAGUUUAUCAUUUGCUUUCGACGAGAGUAGUAGCAAGUCCAAGGACAAUGAUACCGAUUCUCAAAUGCUGUCCGAUAAAUCAUUAAUUAGUGAAAGAAGUAAAUUUUCAAUGAGACGACAGCAAAGAUCUCAAAAGACAGCAGGCGCAAGCAGUAGUGCGAAUAGUACUACCGUCGUCCAAAACACAGUUCAAUGUGCUACUUCUAUUGUAUCGAACUCUUCAAUAAUUGGCGCCGAAGAACCAAUACUCUCACGAUUAGGGCUAACUCAAAAUCGCUUGCCCAACAAUCGCAAAGGGGUUCGGCUACGUAGAGAAAAGCUGCUCUCAGAAAUCCUACUUAAGUCCGAACAAAUCAAUCAACCACCAACCAAUUAUACAAAUACAGCUACUACCUCCUCUGCAGCAUUGAACACCGCAACCUGUUCGCCGAAAUUACGCGGCAAAGCCAUAAAAGCCGUCGGUGGGUCAUCCGCUGAUACUACGACGGAUGUAAUUUUUCGUGUGCCCACGCGUAAUGAUAUACUAUCUUGUGUGUUUGACGAUAAUUUCUACAAAGAAGUCGUCGCAAAUGUUCGUAAUAAUUUGCUCUUCCACUUGGACGGAAAAAUAAUGGGUAAUUCUUUGGAAUCUCUUGAAUCAGCGGUAAUGCGGCAUAGCAUGCAGCCACAAAUACGAAGCACCUUAGUCAGAAGUCCUAUAGUUAUAACGACCGACAGUGAGAUACACGCGGCUACCAGCCUCGCUGCCAUUACCGCAUUUCCCACUCUCCUAACAGCAGAGCAGUUCGGUGGCGAGGGCCAUUCCUCUAAAAUCCGACGACCGCACACGAAAAAUUCUUGGAAAUGGAAAUGGGACAGUGUUAAAAAAUUCAAAUUUGUAAACGAAGGUGGCAAGAUUGUUAAGAAAAUGAAACAUCCAAUGUUGGGGCUGCGAGACCUGUCUAAACUGGACAUGUGGACGCAGCUUACAAUGAGACAGAAGCACGAACAACAAACCCAAUAUCCCACGCAGGCUAAUGACGAUAGUGAAACGUGGAAUGCUUCGGAAAUAUCCAAUGAUCCAUCACGCGAAGAAAAGCAACGACUUAACGAUCAACUUAAUAUGAUUUUAGAUACGCGCCUCUUACCGCAUAUUAUUCUGGAACAGAACGAACAGGCGAUAAUUAAGUUAGAGAACGAUGAAUUUGGCAUUGCUCCCAGUCAGUCGUUAAAUGAGGAUUGUAGCGAUAAUUUUAUGGAGCAAACAUUCGCCGAUGAAAGUUUCCUUUCAAUGUUGAAUUUACUGCCGAGCUCUGACUCUCAGAAAUGUCGAUCCAGACUAGUUCUAAGUGGGGAAUGGGCCCGACCCAGAUGCUACCUUUGUAUGUGUUGCGGGGCUAAAUUUGAAAAAUUGAAAUCAUUGGAAGAGCACAAAAUGUUCCGCCAUUCGCAAAUACUUUCUACGCACUACGAAGUAGUCGGCCGGGAGCUGUUAAAUGGCAAUCUUUUGCGACAUUUGUUCUUGCCCAAGAAGGCUCUAAGCCGAUAUGCGAAUGAUAUGGGCAGCAAUCAAGUUUAUAGCGGGGCCGCACGAAGGCUCUUUUGGCAUAAGAAUGAAACCAUAAGCCGAGAAAUUACAAAUAAUGAGGAGUCAUCCGAUAGUUUACAAUCCAUGUUAAACAGUUGCACCACAAAUACUCUCAGUAUUAAGAACAGCAGUAGCACCGAAGACUGCGACGUCGUCGACACAAAAAUGGCUACGGUCGCCUCUUUGGGCCUAAUGGCAACCACUGCUGUCGUCUCACCCACACACAGUAUACAAUCUUGUAGUUCAUCAUCUUCAAGUGUCACUAAAUCUAAGGCACAGAGCAGAACACCAACAUUGUCUGGAAUAGUGUCAGCACAUGGAAGUGGGGGGAGUAUUUAUGGGGGAAAUGGCUGUUCUAAGUGUGGGCGUAAAUGCAACGGUAUCCUGGAUUUGUAUCGUCAUAUGUUGGACUGCUCCGGAGACUAUGUGUGGUCGUUGGCGAAAAAACGGAAAUAUCGCUACUACUGUGGUUCAAAGAAGCGUAGGCCGUGCAACAAACACAGUAUUCUCGAACUACGGAAAGCUAAAAAUGCAUCAAAACCCGCGUCGACUGCAAAAUCUCCGCCUACAGCCCCAACUGAGAGUACCGAAGAAGCUGGUGGUACGUCCGCGAAUUUCACUACGAAAACUAAAACUUCGCCCAGACCUCGACCAAGUGAUGCUGAGUCCAUUAAGAAGAUGCUAGAAAAUUUACCUCCGAAAAGGGUCUGUAAGAAAAUAUUUCCUACCAUAAGCAAGACCAAGAAGACCAUUAAGAAUAUGAAGCCAAAACUUCUGGCCAAACAUAAAAUCUAUAAUAAACUUCGAAAUACUCGUGUCCGUCAGAUAUCUCAAGCAGCAAAGAUAUUGUCAAAGACAAAAACACAACUUCAAAAAUCCAAAAGGAUGACAACACGAUCUGCAGUGGCCACCAGUGAAAAUCGUAACGAAAACAUCAGUAAAAAGCAAACAGUAGCUAAAAACGUCACAGAAAAGGUGGCAGCUACAAAAGCUAAACCUACUGAAAAAUCCUUGAUUAGUGGAAAUGAUAACCAAAGUGAGCUAGUAAUAAAAAAAGAAGACCUAAUGGACCUACCUUCCUCAAAGUCUACAAUAACGGCAACUGCCACAUCUAUUUCUAGUGCUGAAACUAGUGAGAAUACGACAAACCACGAGGUUGCGAGAGAUGUUCUCGAGUCAAAUAGUGGAAAUUUAAGCCAAAAAUCAAAUAGAAACACCUACAAACAAAAAGACGACCCUACUUUGGGAAAUGUCGAUCAAGUGGACGCGUCGGCGUCAACGUCAACGUCGAUUUCCCAACAUCUUGCUGGGGAAAGUGACAAAAGCCCUAAUCAAACCGAGCAACUGAGUGAUGCUAACAAACAAACCGAUAUUGUUAGUAUGACUCAAUUGAAUCCUGCCAAUUUUACUGAAAAUGAACGCCAGAUGCCAAACAACAAAAAUAUUAAACGAAGUAAACGCAUAAGCGACUGCAUAGCAAUGUUAACCGGAAAGCUGGAGCAGAAACUUAAAACCGAACAGAAGACUUCAUUUCCAUCUGGGGGAGAACGAUCACUGGCGAAUAAUAUUAGUCAACGCUCAGAGCAGAAUACAAGACAUGCUCCAUCCCUACCUUUGGCGCAAAAUGUACAAGAAGAAAUGAAAUAUCUAAGAAUUUCACAAAUGUAUCUGAAGAUUUGGAAGUAAUCUAAUAUUACGACAGCAAAAAAGAUACCAAAAAGAAAAACAAUUUCCAGGCGCAUAAUAAAGACAGAUGAUGGACCCAGUCCUUCCAAAUCAAUAGAAACGAAUGUUGACAGUUCUAGCAACCUUCAAAAAACUACAGAAACAACGCUUAAUACGUCUUUAUUAAUUAAAGAUAAAACACCUGCCAGUGUAUCAGCAGAAAAAUUGAAUAUCAGCGGACAAAUAAAGCCCACAAAAAUUGUGGGAAAACCUGCAACAAAUCCUGAAAUUUGUAUUUUUAAUGCAGUGGAUGUUAAGCAAACUAAAUCGAUUCCCACAGCAACAUUACUUGUCCCACCCAUUACCGCCGCCAUGCCCUUGAACAAUCAACACCUCAUGCCCAAUGUCCCAAUGUAUAUACCAGUCGAAAAUUUUUGUGCUCCACACCUACCAGCCCCACUACCUUCACUACCAAUACCUUUGUCAGUACCGGCCCCGCCACUUCAACCAGCUCCCAUUCCAACUCCCAUCGAGAACACCAUACAACCUUCCACUGUGAUACAUACAGGUCCUGCGCCUACAGCAAUUGGGAUUAUAUCCCCACCAACAGCUAUACCGUUAAUUACAGCGGUACCGCCAGCGCAUUUGACGGCCUCCAAUUCAAUGGCACUACCCGUCGGAACGUUUAGUGUACCAACUGCUUCAGAGCCCUUGAAUCUAUCCAAUUCAGCAAAAAAUAUCCAUAAGCAGAGUCAAGAUUUGUCAUUUUCUGGUCGACAAAAAGUGGGUGUGAUGCCAGCUAGGCGACAAACUAUUUGCGGUUUUGAAGCUCGCAAUUUUAUAAUGUUUGAUGAAAUGGAGCCCCUGGAUCUUUCCAACAAGUCCCGACAAGAAAAGAUCUCACGUUCUCCUAUAGUUCAAGCUCAACCGCUUACGCAAUCGCCGUUAUCCACCGUACUGCAAACAAAGCCGAUAGAGCUAUCACCUGCUUUAUUACCACCACAACUUCCAUCACUACCCUUAACUACAACUACGAUGCCGACUUCAGUGGAUGGUGCUACGCUCUUGCCAGCUGCUCCACUUACUUCUGAAGCCUUGCUUAACAAACAAUUCUACUCAAAUUUGGAUUUAUUACGAAUACCUCAAGUUCGAAACCCUGUAGCUGGACAGGGAAAUACUGUUUCGGAAACUCCGCCAUUGCCGUUGUCUUUGACACAGGCGCAUCAACCACCAGCUCAGCCACCCCCAAUCCUAACACCGCAACCUCUGCUUGUUGUAAACCCUGCUCCAAUUCCUGUUGCUACCUCCAAAGUGGCUCCUAAGAAACGUAACAAGCCCUCAGUAAUUACAAACCAAAUUAAUGCCGAAUGCAAUCAAAUCGCAAAUAACGUCUCUUCCAAGCAGGCGGUCAGCUCCAAAGAUCAGAUGAUUGCCACUUCAAAAAAGGAUUCCUCCUCCAAGGCCAAAGGACCGCUUCGCAUGGAUGAGGAGGUCAUUAACCACAUUGAUGAUGCCAUAAAUUCCGUUAUAAAUGCUGUUAAAGCUAGUUUGGAUAAUGAAGAAGCCGAAAGAUCACAAGCGCUUUUCACAUCCUCCCAACCAACUGCUGCCACUUCGUUGAAGACAACUGAUGAUGUAAAUGUCACCAAGGAAUCAGUUGGCGAGUUUAAAUUUUUGACUGCUGCAAGACGAAACAUGCGAUCAAAGACAUUAGACUGCCGCCCUGCAGCAUUGAAUAGAACACAUGUCCAAAGCUCCCCAUCUUUGUCGACUGAAGGCACUCAUCCAAACGUCGCCGUAAACGCAAAAGCACCGCAUCAACAAAUCAUAAGCGUUAGAAAUAUUGAAACAUUAAUGAUUCCCGUAACUGAUUCUAACAAUACGUCUACAUACGGUCCCACUACACUAGUUUCAAGCAGCAACCCUAAGAGCACGUCUGUAACAAGCAGCAUAGCAAAACCAGAAACAGAAACAGAAAAGAGCAAUGCGACGAUGGUUAUUAAAGAAAUACAAAAGACAAACACUUGUGAGUCACAGGCUGCGAGUCAUGUUACCGAAGUGUCUGCAUCAAAAGUUCAAAACGAGGUUCCAAAACCUGCCCCUGAACCGGAGUUGGACUUUGAAGUGGUUAGUCCUAAAGUCCAGCCAAUAAUUUCUCAACAAAGUUCCUCUUUGGAUAAAAAUAACACAAGUGAAGGAGGUGGAAGAACUACUGCCUUAGCGGUUCUCUCAGACAUCAAUAUGGACAAGAACGUCUUGGCUACAACGACCGCGAAUAUAAAUACCAAUUUAGAUGUAGAACAAAUGAGCAAUAACAACAAUACAUCGUCUGGUUUCCACAGUUCGGCACAGUCAGAUCAACAGACGUCCGUGAUGUCUACAAAUACCACUGCGUCCACCACCAUACCAGUCAUCGAUACCAAAAAGAAACAAAGGCGGCGUCGUAAGAACGAAUUGGCAGCGAUAGUAGCUGAUCAACUAUUGGAGAGCUUUAAAUUGGAUAAAGCUCGUCGCGACAAUUUAAAGAAAUUGGAAAAUUUGGCCUAUGAGAAAAGUGAGGAUCUACUCCUAACGGGAAUGCUUUUAAUGUCUAGCACCAAGAGAAAUGUGGCUUCUUCUGCACCGACAACUACUAGUUCCACGACAACGGCAGCAGCAGCUGCCCCACCGGACAACGAGAACAUACUGAAGCGAUCCUCCAAACAGCAUCAACAUAUCGAAUCCUCUAAAGUCAAUGACACCCACAGUUCUGUAAAUCUGGAUGAGCAAAAUCCUGGCAAUAAUAUUAAAAAUCUCGUGGCAGAAAGUGCGGAAAUUGGUGACAAUAAGAAAAAUACUAAACGCAGACAGUGUCGACGUCGAGGAAAAACUUUGGAUAAUGAAAACAUUAGCAAGCUAAAGUCAUCGCUAGAAUCAUUUUCAAUAGACAUUGAACGUCAACUAACCGAGUACGAGGCAAAGAAUGUGAAUGUAUUUAAAAAUGCUAUUUCGAGCAGUGACGUUGGGAAAUCACAGAUGAACAACAAAUCACAAACAUCUCUUAACUCCAAAAGUACUGUAAUUCUUCGGCCUAGUAUUCUCUCGUUAACUCUGGAGGCAGGUGCUGUGCAUCAGGAUAAUCAACAACCUGUCAAAUCGUCAACUGCAAUAACCGACGCGAACAAAACGGUAAUUUCUAGUCGAGAUCCUCGGCUCAAUAAAAAUAUUCACAAGGAAGGGGAAAAAAGUUCGACAGUUGUGUCAGACAACAAUGCUAAGGAGCAAGCACCGCCACAAAAGAGUCCCGAAGUUAUUGGAGACCUGGACGAGGACAAUUAUUUGACAGAGAUAGCAAAGAACGUCAAUGAAAAAAUUAUGUCGACUGAAAAUGAAGAGUUUGCAUUUAAAGAUGAUGGCUUUGAAAUGGCCAAUGACAUGGAUAUGGGCAUAGACGAUUCGAAUAGUAAGUAUUCACGACCCCCAACAUCCAUGAGCGUGCGAAGUGCGCCCAAUUUCAACGAUGAUCGCUCCAAUUUUGGAUCUAUAUGCGAUGAGAACACAAAUACUGAAGUAAUGGACAUGGAUUUGGACGACGAAAUGAGUGUGUACACGAGCUAUUCGCAAGACUUGGGUCGUGGGAGGGGCCGUCGAAGACGCCGAAGACGCAGUAUACUGCUAACAAGAAAACCCAAAAAACGGGCGUCUAGUAGGGAUAUGUCCGGAGAAAAAAUCGAAUGUAUUCUGUGCAAAAAAGUGUUUUACAGCGCUAACUCUUUAACCAAGCACAAUAUGACACUCGCUCACGUUUCCAAGGUAUCGGAACAGGAGUACUUAUUAUCUAAGUCCAUAACGAAUUCAUCAUUAAGCAUAGAUAAUAAUCAGAAGCACGGUACCUUAGGACCUUAUGCUCGAAGAUCAACUAGGCGGGCGACAAUAUCAGAACCGCCAAUGCAUAUGCAAUCAAACUCAAUGGACGACCUUCGUCCCACACAUCCGCCAACGACAACCCCUAUUCAGCUAGCAUCGUCAAUACAGCCACUUCCAUUACCACAGACAGAUCAAACACCCUUAAAUGCACAUCCGACCAACCACGAGACAGCUAGUUCAAAACCUGAAGAAACACCAGCGCCAUUGUCUCAACAACUACAGUCGGAUAAUAAUUUCGAACCAUUGAAAACAUUUAACCAAACCCAUUUAUUGAAAGACGUGCCUGUCAAUGACUACGAUGGCAACAAUGGUAACAUCGUCAAUCCAGCAUUCAAUGGAAACUCACGAUUAAACCUUAAUCCGGAUGAACGUUUGUUCUUUGAAUGUUGCAACAUUUUGAAAAGUGCCGAAACACCCCGACUUAAUAAUGUGAUCGUUCCCGAAGUUGUUGAAGAAUGUAACAACAUCCAUACGAACUAUAACGCCUAUACCUAUAGGCAAGAGGAAAAAUCUAUGGCAGCUCCGGCAAACAACAGUGAUUGCCUUAGGGACCGCCAACUUGUUAAUAUAGGCAAUGUAGAACGAAGUGACAUGCCACAUAAUGUUCCUCACAUAACGACCAACAGUAAUGUUGUACACCCGAAUACGCAACAGCCACAUAUGGAGCAAAACACCAUAUUUAGAAAUCCAUCGCAAAACGUUCCCAGUAAUUACAACAACCGAUCUUUUCAAGAAAAUAGGAAUGUCAGAUCUCCUACAUACUCUGCCAUUUCGCACUUAUCGGCGGUCACUAAUACAACGUCUCGAUUUAAAACAAAGGCUGCAAUGAAAGGAUAUGAGAAUGUCAACAUAGACAUGGUUCAACAGCAAGAGUCAAAAUCUAGGACAAUCUGUAAGCUAACCGAAUUAGCUGAAAUUGCUUUGGGUAAUGAAGAUAAACCAAGCACGCAUAGCUUUUCACCUAUCCAGCGCAGUAACACACCAACGCGACCGUCGGCACAGAAUAUACCCAGUGCAACGAAAGCAGACGUAGCGGCCCUCGACGGUACACAGCGUUUAAAGAGUGUAGCAGCAGCAGCAGCAACAGACUACGCUACUCUCUUAGCGAUUGAGAAUCCAAAAGAGUCCAAUGUACCACUCGUGUCACGAAACGAUAGAACGAAAAAUAAUGAAACCCGCAGUUCAACAUCUUCCAAGACAAUUAUGCAUUCUUCAAUAAUCAAAGCUGCUGUUCAGGAGCAUCAGAAAACAACUAGCUGUAACAAAAUAAUAAUUCCGGACAGACCAUUUAAGAACAUUGGUCUUGAAGAAAAAGAAACCAUAACGUUCCAAAAGCCCAAAACGCCGGCUGUUCACUUACUGACAGAAGACAACAAUAGUGUGUCCACCGGUAGCUUUUCCGAUAGAGAUGAUUACGAUUUUGGCUCGCUAAGCUGUGACGAAGAAGCGAGUGUUCGCGAGAGCAAUGAAAAAAAUCCAAGAAAUAACGCUACGGAUUCGAGCUCUGAAUCCAGUCGCGCAACUGCCAAGACCUUUGAAAACAAGUCCUUAAUUAUGGGUCGUAUCUUUAAGAAUGUCAGUACAAAAGCCGCUGUAAAAAAUAAUGUAGCGCCAGUUGUUAAAGUAAAGAGCGUAGGGGUACAGAAAGAUCAAAUUCCCACUCCAAAGGCGGACCUAAAUCAGUUAUUCGACGAGUUGAGAGGAAACUCUGGAGUAGAACAUAAUCUAAACGAAAGGGCUGCUGCGAACACUGGCACAAUUGAAAGAACCCCCACAACAGUUGUAAACAGUCGGGUAAAUCACAAACAGCAUCAGCGAGAUAUGCUAAAGCAUAUAAUACCAUCAGCAUCACCACCCGCUGUUGUAAGCUCAACUACAGCAACACCAUCGACAAGUGCCCGCAAAGCUAAAGGCCGAGAAUCCAGAGCAAAGCCUAAAACAACACCAAAAACAUCGAAAGAUAUUUCAAAACUUCAAACGGAGCUAGGCAUGAGUCCGGAUGAAAUCAAGCAGUUGAUAGAUGAAGGUCAGCGAAAAUCAAAACGGCGCUGUGCCACAAAUCGUCCCAAAAAGUUGGUUGAAAUGUGGAGUUCCGAUGAAUAUGAAGAAUUCCUUUCAACCAAAGACAUUAUAGCUUUAAUUGAGGAGAAGGAACAGCAAGAAGAAAAGCGCAAGAAACGUAAAAAUAGUAUAAAUAUAUCGUCCAAUAAUAGCGAAGUAGCCAAAGAAAAAGAUAUAGCAGACGUCACAUCCAGCACAAAAGACAAUAAACGGAGAAAUAAUCGAAAAGUAAAUACAAGCCUUGAUUUCCCUGAAGAUCAUGGCACCGUCGAAACAAAAUCAAGCAAGGCGAAAAGGUCCGGAAAAGAAGAUCUUGUCAGUACCACCGGACUACCUAUAGCUGAAAAUAUCAGCACUGCUAACAGUGGUAAAGAAAAACGAUCAACAGCAAAGGGCAAAUCAAAAGCUAAACAACAAAGUCAAAAAACUGUAAAGACGCCGAAAUCUAAAAAAGAGCCCAAGUCAAAGGUGUGCCGGAAACCAGUUGAAGAUAACGACUAUGAGGAAUUUGACGCCAAUAACAGCGACUUCGGUGAUGAUGACUACUUAAUAGCGGAUCUUAUCAAGAAUAAAAAAUCAUCAGCAAAGGCAAAAUCAUCUAAAGCUACUGUAAUAUCUGCUCCCACCGUUACGUCGACAGCGAAAUCUUCGAAAGCAUCGGCAAAAGUCACAGCUCAGCCAAGUCGAAAAAGAUCGACCAAUAACAGUGGUAAUUACACAAACGUCUUAGCGGCAACGGAAUCGGCCAAAGGCCAAAAACAGACGACAUCUGCAACAGUAAAAAAUAAACGAAAGAAUCAAACGAAUCAGUCACCUCCUAGACGAAAGCGACUUGCAACGGAAAAACUAUAUUACUGGUCAUCGUCUAGUGACGAGGAGUUUGGACGCAUCAGCAACAACGCCAAAGACAAUUCUGUUGUUCCUAACUCGGAUGGAGGUGGAGGGGCUGUGGGUGCGAGCGCCGUCGUUGGAGCAGGAAGUGGCACUGGUGGCGCUGGCGGUUGUGGCGGUGAACAGUACCAGAAGCACGGCUGGAUUGUAGGCGAUUCUCACAAAAAACUGGUAACAUUAUUGGCCAUUGCAAAAGGUAAUAAAAAAGUUGAUUCCAAUUGUGGCGUUAAAAAGAAUGUUCCCAAGAAACGUAAUUAAUUGAAGUGACAAACUGUGCUUAUGUUGUAUUCUUCAUAAGCAUAUAUAUAUAUACACACACACACACAAAACAAUACAUCUGUAGUCUCUAUAAUGUAAUGAGUAAGUAACAUAAUUUACAUACCAAUGUAAAAUUUUAAUGUUUUGUUUCUCGUUAUGUAUAUUGAGGUGUUUUUAAUAAAAUUGUUUUUUUUCUUUUCGUUGUCCAAUACCAGAUGCUGAUAUAUAAAAAAAGUGGUAUUUGGAAAUAUUUUUAAUUUCAAUUUCAAAAAUAUUCAAUGCUUUGAUGACAGUGCAGAGCGAAAACUGUGUACAACAUUUUAUCUGCGAUGUUUCGGUAUUUUUUUUUUCGGGAAUUCCAUAAAAAAAUCCUUUUAGAAACGAAUAUAAAUCAAUACAAGAAAUUCGAGUGUUAAACAUUAACUUUUGAGGCUUAAAGAGCAACAAAGCGUUUUUCAAAGAGUUCCUUGAAAUCAAAAAACGAUGUACAACAUGAAGUAGGUGGAAAAUUGUUGAAGAAUAGAAAGAACAAAGCGGAAAGGGAAAUAGGCUGACAUCCCAAGUGCACAAAAAACAAUGUAGGUGUUUCGAUAUUGAAUGAAAAUAUGCGUUUUCCAAAUGGAAAAACUGUUAGAUUCUUGCAAGUUUUGAAACACGGAAACAAAAACGGUAUUAUACUUUACGAAACGCUGACGACGAUGGUGCGGAACAUUUUUUUCAUGGUAUAAAAAUUACGAAUUUGUGUAAUAUUUUUUUUUUCUAAAAUUGCAAGAUUUAGUAUUUUAUGUGUUUUGAGUUCAAUUUGAAAGGGAUGUGGUUUUUUACGAUUUCCUAGCCAAGAUUCGUACUUGCAGUUGACCAUCAUGGAUUAAAAUUAAACAUUGUAGGAAUAUAUGUUCUGCGUUUUUAAUUUAAUUUAAUAAUAUAAGUACGAUUUUGAAAUUUUAAUAAUUUUUGAAAAAAAAAGUUUUUACAAUGAUAACAGAUUUUCCCAUUAUGAUAUCGGAAAAAAAUUGCAAAACUAGUACAUUCUUGCAGGAACAAAGCAUAUACCUAUUACUGAACGUGCGUUACAAAAGUGCUCACCUUUCCCUCUAUAGUGAAAUAUGCUGUACGUUCAUAUUUCGUGAACAUCUUUAAUGCAAAAGAAUGAAAUUAAAAAAAAAAAUAAUGUAAUACCUCCAAUGUUAUGCGCUCUAUACUCUGUGGGCAUGCCGGGCAUGUGUGUACAAAUUUAAAGCAGUAUUAAAUGAUUUUGAAAAUGAAACCUUUUCAACUAAAAUUUAUUCUUAAAUUUGCCAACAAAAACGAAAAAUAUUUUGUAUUUUUAAACAAGUAUUUUGAGUUUUUUAUUGACAACGCGAUUUUUUGAAGGAAAAAUUUGAAUUGGACUAUUGAUUGUCAGAUCACAUGCGUGUACAACAUAUGCUGUCAAUUAUUCAUGGUUAGUCUUAAUCUAGGAAAUGGUACGCCAAAAAUAAAUCUUUCACUGAAUUGCAUGUUAUUCAUUUGCCUGUUGGGGCGUUUAUUAAAACUCAACACGAAGUUGGGACCAACUUUACAAUAGACUCAAAUAAUCUGGGUUCAACAGGUUCUUUAUAUUAAUCGUUGUACAAAGUAUAGUGCAAGUUAAAGUAUAGACAAAGAAAUUGGAAUUUUUGAAGUCAGCCAAUUAACAAGAUUUGUAAGGUCGUAGGCACCAUAUAAGUUGUAUGGCAAAUCAAUUGAAUUUUAUAUUCGCCUCGUUCUACACUGACAUACAAUAGUCUCUGUUUCCAAAGCCUACAAAAUAUUUUAUUACCACUUGCUAUUUAUUCAUCUUAUAAUUGAUAGUUAGUUAUGAAGCCACAGCAAUUCUCAUCUCAGCAAGAGAGAGGAAAAAAGUUAGCCACCCGAGGUUACCAACAAGAUUGUAAUUAUAAAUUGUAAAAAGUGUCAAAUAUCGGGUUAUGGCAUUUGGGCAGCUGUUUUGAGGAAUGCAUGUGGCUUUAUCUUCAUUAUAAAUUGGCUUGGUAGAAAUGAAUUUUAAUACUGUGCAAUAAGAAUUUUCGAAUGCAAAAAAUCAUUCGGAUGAUGAAAGCCCUUAGUGAAUAUAUUAGGAAAUCUCCGCCGUUGCAUUUUGUCAACAAUGCAAGACAUUAAAUCAUAUAUUUAAUGCGUGAUAAAGGAUUUUUAUUUAAAUCUAUAACAAAUUUGCUUCGUUCGCCAUAAUAUUGAUUUUAAAUUUCUUUCUAAUACUCGUCGAUUUAAUUCUUAAGUUAGGGUCAUCUACUGCCAAUAUUUUUUUAUAUUAUUUUAACAUUUCCCCAAUGCCAUUGCGCAUACACUACUAUGGUGCAAUUUGCUUUCAAUCCAAAAUCUAUUCGUUCCGAUGCACAUACAUUAAUUUCAUUUCAUUUCUAUUAUAUUUUGUAUAUUAUCUUUUUGUAGUCAUUUUGUCUUCCUUCUUUAACUUUUUAAUUUUUUUCAAAAAUGUAUGUGUUUUUUGUAUAUAAAAGAAGAAACGUAACGAAUAGCAUUAAUGUUAUUUGAUCAAUUCCAACAUUGGGCCUUGCGCGGACAAAUAGCCAAUAAUUUAUAUCGUAAACUCUCUGAUCCAGUUAUCAUAGAGUAGCUCUAUUAUUAUGGCCCACUGCGUGUGCAGUGUUAUAGAAAUUAGCAUCUAAUGUCGUCUACUACUACUACUACUACUACUUGUAUGUAUUAAGUGUAAAUUUCAUAUACGAUUAAGUAGCACCUAAGAAAUCCUUGUCGUUGUACUAUUAUUAUUAUUAAUUUCACAAAACUUUAUGUAAGUACCAUUAAGACGAUGAUGCUAUUAUUAAUUAUUUAAUGUAAUAAUAUAUACAACAACACAACACAAUAUAAACAGCAAAGAAAACAACAAAUGUAAUGUAGAUUCUAGCAUAGAUUUCUAGUAUAAUUUAUAUAGUUUAUUUCAUAAGCAGUGUGCUAUAUUAUAUAAUGCAACAUUACGUGCAGAUAUGAAAGCAACAAUUAGUAAUACUGAUAAUAUUUAAUAACAAAACAACAAAGAAAACAAAUUGUUGUACGAUUGAUUAAUCACUAUGUUCAAAGGAAAUAAUAUUUUAAACAUUAACAUUAUUUGUAUGUGUUACGUACUGUAAUUUAGAACUUUUGAAUUGAAUAAUUUCAAAUAUAAAAUUAUAUAUAAUCAUAAAAAAAAACAGAAAAACAAAAAAAAAAAAAAAACACACAAAACAAACAACAUUAACACAUCAUAUAAACAACAGAUAUAAAUAAAGCAAAGCUUAUAAUAAAAAUGAGAAAUAUGUAAGCCAUUUUAAACCAAAA
Musca domestica (house fly) is the source of this 15506-nucleotide messenger RNA. RefSeq lists its product as uncharacterized. Lineage: Eukaryota; Metazoa; Arthropoda; Insecta; Diptera; Muscidae. The record is from RefSeq and is a predicted model, not a curated record.